This is a messenger RNA of Armigeres subalbatus, 2038 nucleotides long. RefSeq names its product D-2-hydroxyglutarate dehydrogenase, mitochondrial (gene D2hgdh). Bases 201 to 1736 code for a protein of 511 amino acids. Gene Ontology annotation, cellular component: mitochondrion. NCBI's taxonomy places the organism in Eukaryota, Metazoa, Arthropoda, Insecta, Diptera, Culicidae. The record is from RefSeq and is a predicted model, not a curated record. The transcript has 5 exons. Gene Ontology annotation, molecular function: FAD binding; catalytic activity.
UAGUCUACAGCUGAUAGCAAAACGAAAACACCAAGUUUAGACUGUCAGUCUUUCGCAUCAUCUGUCGCCGGUAGAAUCGAUUUACUUUUCGGGGUUCCUACGGAGUUCAACGAACAGUUCCGCUUUUGUCACCACCAGAUCUAUAAUUAGGCGAAAAUCUCCAGCUGUUAGGGAGCGUAUCAAUUGGUUAAUCUUCAAAAAUGUUGCUCCUUCGUUCGAUAUCGUCAACUGCGUCGCUUUGCCAAAGAAAAGCUUUCCAAAAUUUGCUCCGCGGCUUUGCUUCUAAAAAUCGCGAAAUUCCUGCCCUCACCAAAGAACGCUACCCGGUGAAACGCGGGCAAUUUUCCGAAGUGACCGACCGCGAUGUGGCCAAGUUUGAAUCAAUCCUCAGUGGAAGUGGACGAGUGCUGACACAGCUGGAGGAUACGCAGGGAUACAAUAUCGAUUAUCUGGGCAGCGUGCGAGGCUAUGGCAGAGUGGUACUGAAACCGAAGACCACCGAACAGUUAGCGGACAUAAUGAAAUACUGCAACGAAAGGAAACUGGCGGUGUGCCCCCAAGGAGGUAAUACCGGACUGGUCGGUGGGUCGGUACCAGUGUUCGAUGAAGUUGUUAUAUCACUGCAACUGAUGGACAAGAUCGAAAAGAUUGACGAGUACUCCGGGAUUCUUGUGUGUCAAGCCGGUUGCAUUUUGGGUACCCUGGAAGAAAAGGUCAACGAGAAGGGUCUAGUAAUGCCGCUGGACUUAGGUGCCAAAGGAUCGUGUCAUAUCGGAGGAAAUAUCUCAACGAAUGCUGGUGGAUUGCGAUUGGUACGCUACGGAAAUCUUCACGGAUCAGUACUUGGCAUUGAAGCCGUCACAGCCGAAGGACGAAUUAUGGAUCUGAUGUCUAACUUCAAGAAAGACAAUACUGGCUACCAUCUGAAGCAUCUCUUCAUAGGAUCUGAAGGAACCUUGGGCAUCAUUACGCGAUUGUCGAUUUUCUGUCCGACUGCAUCGAAAUCAGUGAACGUAGCUUUUCUCGGAUUGGAAAACUACGACGCUGUUAAAAAUACGUUCUUGGCAGCAAAAAGAGGAUUAGGAGAAAUUCUCUCAUCGUGUGAGAUGAUCGAUGCUGCCUCGUUAGAUAGUUGCACACACCAUUUUAAUCUAAACUCUCCUAUAGAAAAGUAUCCAUUCUACAUGCUGAUCGAAACCUCCGGAAGUAACGUAACUCACGACGAAGAAAAAUUGUCAAGCUUCCUCGAAAAUUCUAUGGAAAGUGGACUUGUGCUGGACGGAACCGUUACCAAUGAACCAACUAAAAUGAAAAAUAUUUGGCAACUUCGGGAACUAAUCGCAGAUAGCCUGCUCAAGGAUGGCUACUGUUUCAAAUAUGACAUUUCUCUUCCGCUCGAUCAAUUCUACGACGUUGUGCUGGCAGUGCGAGAUCGUGUUGGACCGCUGGCCACCAAAGUAACCGGAUAUGGUCACAUCGGGGAUUCCAAUUUGCAUUUGAACGUCUCCUGUCCGAAGUUCUCCCCCGAGCUCUACAAGCUACUGGAACCAUUCGUGUACGAGUACACGAGCAACGUCAGGGGCAGUGUCAGUGCCGAACAUGGAAUUGGAUUCCUCAAGACAAAAUAUUUGAAAUACUCGAAGCAACCGGAGUCGUUGCUGUUGAUGCAGCAGAUGAAGCAACUGAUGGAUCCCAAUGGAAUACUGAAUCCGUACAAAGUGCUACCUCAAGUUUAAUGUUUGUAUUGGAGUGUGAUCGUAGACAAACCGAUGUUACACAUUUGGAUGAAUUUCCUCGAAAGACAUGGCCGACAGUUCCAAAACAAUUUGAAGUAAUUGAUUAGGCUUACAUCGGAUGAAAAGAAUGUCGCUAUUGCAACAUGGGAGUAGUUUUUAAUAUUAUUAUUGUCUAUAAUGACGCCAUCCGCUCAGGUACAUUAUUUGAUGGAUCUAUUAGAAAAGGUGAAAACUUUUAAGUGUUGUGCCUAUUUGUCUAUAGAAAAAUAAUCAGUGAAUAAAUGUAUUCGUUGAGAAAGAAA